CUCCACGAGCGAGAGAAUCGCGGCGAUAUUAUCGUCGUGCCACGUAUUUCUAUACAUUCUCUAUGGAACCGUCUCCACACGGCGAUAUUAUCGCCGCGAUGCGACGAGUGGCAACGAGCGCGCGAAACGUCAUUACAUCGUUGCUAGCCGGCCGCGACUAGCAGCGGGCCCGCCGCGCUCUCGCGACGAGCGCGCAGCGGGCGCGCUGUCAAACGCAGCGUCAUUUCAGCGUUGCCUCUCGUUAUACAAGGACGUUUCGAGAAGCUUUUUGAACAAAAGUACAAUGUUUGACAUUGAAAAGUUUAUACUUGAAGUGAAAGAGAGACCUGCUCUUUACGAUGUUCAGUUGGCCGAGUAUCGAAACAGAGAAAUUAAGGCCAAGUAUUGGUACGAUGUGGGAAGUGCUAUGUUCACAGAGUGGGAUGACCUAACUUCUAAAGAAAAAAAAGAAAAAGGACUUAAGUUAAUGACAAAAUGGAAAUCUUUAAGGGAUCAAUUUCGUAAGGAGUUAAAGUUGCAGCAAUGUCCAAAAUCCGGUCAAGCUGCCUCAAAACGACGAAAGUAUGUUCAUUAUGAUGCAUUACUUUUUUUAAAGAAACACACAGAACACGCUUCAACAUCGUCAAACAUGAUCAAUGAGGACAGUCAAGAUGUUUUUGAUGAUGACGACAGUUCGGUUAAUACCAACCCUAGUGUUACGGAACCAUCCACGUCUAAUAAAAAGAAAACAUUAGUCCAAAUGUUUCUGGAAUCGAAUAAAGAGAUAUCGAGUGUUAUGCGCGAGAGUAUAGAUAUACAAAGAAAUAAUGUUCAACCACAGUAUCGCGACGAGCGUGGAAAUGAGGCAUUUUUCCGUUCGUUGCUACCACUUAUGGACAAAAUAAAAGAAGACUGUUUAAUUGAUGCCCGAACUGAGAUUAUGGCCGUAAUUAAGAAAUACACACCAUCAUCACAUACAUUUCUAGACUCUUAUUCUCGUACAUCUACACCAACAAGCGAGGACGAUAUUGCUCAAAUGUUAGAACACUUUGAUAGAAUGUGCAGUCAGUACGAGCAAACAAGGCGCUGGCUCCACCUCGUUGGUUUUUUGGCGAUUCCUUUGAGGUUACGCGCUUCAGUAAGAGAGUACGUCGCGGUGAGUCAUCACGAGCUCGUGGCUCAAGUGUUGUUUCUAAAUGCUUCGGGUCUAUAG
Molecule: messenger RNA, 1192 nt
Organism: Nymphalis io (European peacock)
Lineage: Eukaryota; Metazoa; Arthropoda; Insecta; Lepidoptera; Nymphalidae
Exons: 2
Coding region: 284-1192 (302 amino acids)
Biological process (GO): regulation of transcription by RNA polymerase II
Cellular component (GO): transcription regulator complex; nucleus
Source: RefSeq, a predicted model, not a curated record